Messenger RNA from Gryllus bimaculatus (two-spotted cricket), 1137 nucleotides. The record is from the annotation of a GenBank genome assembly. Lineage: Eukaryota; Metazoa; Arthropoda; Insecta; Orthoptera; Gryllidae.
AUGGGAGUCCUGAGGAGGGUGGAGGGAGGCGCGGGCAGGGCGCAGUUAGUCGGGAGGGUGUGUUGGGUGGAUGACCGAGUGGGCGGGUGGGGAGGUAGUCGCGUUUCGCACGCGCUGCAUUCCCGCGCGGCGUUCAGGGUCACCGGAAGCGCGCAGGACGAGACGCUGACCGGCGAGGAGGGUGUGGGCGAGGGAGAGGGCAGGGGGGAGGGCGAGGUUUACGUGGCGCGUUGCCUGGGCGCUUGCGGAGCUCCCGUCGCCAACGCGCAGACGCCUCCGCCCCACUCGCACCCCGCGCUGCCUGGCCGACGCACGAAGCCACACCACGUGCGCCCCCGAAGCAGGCUGCUCCUGCGCUUUGGUCGUCAAGAGCUCGCCAACGCUUCGCGAUUGCCAUGGGAAGAUAUUCGAGCCCGCGAUUUCUGGGGAAAAGAUUCAGUUAAAAAAUUCGACUUCAUCAGCUCGAUGCGGGUCAAAUUGAAAUCGCCCACGUGCUGUUGCUGCCAUUCAGCUAGUCGGGCGGCCUGGGCAGUGGUACUGGUACGUCACCUCAGCGCUAAAACCAUGUCUCACAUCCAAGCUACAAACAGGAAAAAGAGGAGCUGCAUAGCUCCUCUUUUAGACGAGGCAGAACGCCGAUGCAAUGCAUGGCCUUCACAGUUGGCUUUGGCGACGGCCAGUGCAUCGGUAGGUUCAUUGGAGAUGGUGCCGGCGAUCUCCCUGCAAGGACUACGAUAUCUCGCCACAACACCAUACACCAUAUCGUUUCUUAGGCCUUUGCACCUUAUUGUGGCAAGUGCUAUCCACAAUAUCCAGACACCCACGUUGGGCACAUAUCGCAUCCCCUUAUUGUUCUCGACGCACCCUGAUACUGAUUUACUCAUCGUGUGUGUCGCGGAGCCCACACCGGACACCAAAUAUCGUCACGUGCGGGCUAUCGAUACGCGACACAAGGGAGAAGAGGAGGAUGUAUGUGGCAUGACCACAAAUGAUACGCAUCUAAUGGUAUAUUACAUGACGUGGCAAGGUCUCAUCUUUGAGAAGCAAAGACGUACGGCGACAGAGGGAACAGAGAGCGUCCGAGAGGGCGAGCUCGGACGAACUGUCCAGAGCGUCAACGUCACACAGAAUGGUUAG